AUGAAACCGAAUUCAACAAUCAUUUACAAGCGGCCAUCAUCCUUUGCGAAGCAGCUUGAAGACCAAUUGGACGAUGAGUGCGAGGACGACCAUGUCGAUCAUCCUAUACCGGACGUCCUCCACAUUCACCGCAAGCCGGGAACAAACAAAAAAGCUCCAUCAUCAUCAUCAUCUGGAGGAAAAGUGAUGAAUAAAGCACGGCCUUCACGACUUGAUCCACCGCUGGAUAAUGCAAUCGUGAUGGCAAGGAACAAUACGCUAAUGGAAGGAGUAGGAGGAGGUAGAGAUGGAUAUGCUGCCGGUGGAGGAGGAACAAGAGAAAGUCUUUGGCGAUCUCGUGCUGGACCGCCAGGACUAGCAGGGCUAGAUGGAAAUGCUAGACCGGGCUGGUUCCCUACAAACGACGGAAGAAGUGGAGCUGAUCAUGCAGUACCACCAGGAAACAAGUGA
This is a messenger RNA of Caenorhabditis briggsae, 450 nucleotides long. Lineage: Eukaryota; Metazoa; Nematoda; Chromadorea; Rhabditida; Rhabditidae. The transcript is spliced from 5 exons. The record is from RefSeq and is a predicted model, not a curated record. Bases 1 to 450 code for a protein of 149 amino acids.